Molecule: messenger RNA, 1306 nt
Organism: Trichechus manatus latirostris (Florida manatee)
Lineage: Eukaryota; Metazoa; Chordata; Mammalia; Sirenia; Trichechidae
Gene: DOK5
Product: docking protein 5
Exons: 7
Coding region: 260-856 (198 amino acids)
Biological process (GO): positive regulation of MAPK cascade; cell surface receptor protein tyrosine kinase signaling pathway; Ras protein signal transduction
Cellular component (GO): cytoplasm
Source: RefSeq, a predicted model, not a curated record
GAUUUACCAACGAUGCUGGUUAGUAUUCAAGAAAGCUUCAAGCAAAGGCCCGAAAAGACUGGAGAAAUUUUCCGAUGAACGUGCUGCGUAUUUUAGGUGCUAUCAUAAGGUUACGGAACUCAACAAUGUGAAGAACGUUGCGCGAUUGCCGAAGAGCACCAAGAAACAUGCCAUAGGGAUUUAUUUCAAUGAUGAUACCUCUAAGACCUUUGCUUGUGAAUCAGAUCUUGAGGCUGAUGAAUGGUGCAAAGUACUCCAGAUGGAGUGCAUAGGGACGCGGAUCAAUGACAUCAGCCUCGGAGAGCCUGACUUACUGGCCACUGGUGUGGAGAGAGAACAGAGUGAGAGAUUCAAUGUGUAUUUGAUGCCAUCUCCUAACUUAGAUGUACAUGGCGAAUGUGCCUUGCAGAUUACAUAUGAGCACAUCUGUCUUUGGGACAUCCAGAAUCCCAGAGUUAAACUCAUCUCGUGGCCGCUAAGCGCCCUGCGGCGGUAUGGACGUGAUGCCACGUGGUUCACGUUUGAGGCAGGGAGGAUGUGUGAGACUGGUGAAGGGCUGUUUAUCUUUCAAACACGAGACGGGGAGGCCAUCUAUCAGAAAGUCCACUCUGCUGCCCUGGCCAUAGCCGAGCAGCAUGAUCGCUUGCUGCAGAGCAUGAAGAAUUCAAUGCUCCAGAUGAAGAUGAGUGAGCGGGCCGCCUCACUCAGCACCAUGGUGCCCCUGCCCCGCAGCGCCUACUGGCAACACAUUACCCGGCAGCACAGCACGGGCCAGCUCUACCGCCUGCAAGAUGUCACCAGCCCUUUGAAGCUUCAUCGGACAGAGACUUUUCCUGCCUACCGAUCUGAGCACUGACAGUAAAUGCCAGGAGUUAUUAACAUGCUUGGGAUGAUUCAGCCACCAACCUACCCAGGAGGUCGCAGAAUGACAGCGAGGGAAGAGAUGGAGAAAAAAGCUUCAAGUCCUCAGUGGUUGUGUGGUUAUUGGGAAACUCUGCAAUACAAUGUUUGUGGUUUUGUUUUUUUGGGUUUUUUUCUUUCUCUUUUUCUUCCCUUUUUUAAAGAAACCUUAGUGUAAUUGAAACAUGCUCUAUAGAUAUUGAUUUUUUUGUUGUUGUUAUUGUUCCCUCUUUGACAGCUGGACAGAAAGGGGUCAAUGCCACAAAAUGAUUUUCUAUUGUAUAUACGGUGUCCCUUGUGCUUCUCUGAAUCUGUCCUUUUGUGGGUUCUUGUGAUUUUCCUUCUGAGUGUUUCAAUUCUAUGACAUUAGUACUGACAGAAAACGGCUCUUAAUUGUUUAUUUGUU